CUCCGCGAGCGAGCAAUGUUGCAGUGCAGUGAGUUUAGACGUGGAAGAAUGUGACAACAGAAUGGAAUCACGGCGGAGAAAUGAUUGCAUUUCGAGAAACCACAAAGAAAGAAUGCUCUGGAGACGGGGCCCGAAGAAGCGGAGCGUUUGUUCGGACUGGUUUGGGAUGACAAACAGUGGGCGGCUGAUGCUGUAGCUGGAGGGGUUUUCGACGAUGGAAUCAUGAAGUUUAUUUUAAGUGAAUGCAGUUUAUUGUUGGACGCGAAAAAUGAUCCAAGUGUGACAUCUCGGGGUCGAGCUCGUCCUUGCGGCCUUCGAGGAUGGAUGGCGGCGAGGAAUGCUCGCAGCGAGUGCCCCGCGGAGAGGCCGAUGAAAAGCAGAGCGCUGGUGGCUCCCGGGCCGGCAUAAAGAAGUCGACUUGGCAGCGGAGCCGAGAGUCAUGUGCCUCCAUUUAAAUGAGAAGGCAAGAAAAGGGAAAAGAGACACAGUGCGAGAAGGGGAGGGAGAGGAAUACAAGGCUGAGCUAAGAGGGCCGGGGAGGCUGCCAAGCCGAGACACUUGAGGAAUGCAACAGCAGCAGUGGCGGCAGCUCUCGCAGUAAUACCAUUACAGUCAGUGCUAUCUGAGUCAGGAAAAACAGCUCAGAUAGUCCAGUCAGCAGGUCUAGUAGCCAGUGUAAACAGAUGACAGGUACCAGAGAGAAAGAGCGAAAAAUGUAAAGUUUCUGCUGGGAGAAUCCAACCGUUUUGGUGCUUUUGCGUUCCCUCCAUGCGCCCGCAGAUUGUUUGCACUCACACGUUGCUGCAUAUCUCGCGGUCGGAGCGUUUGAGACGCACGUGAUCGUUGUCUCGUCUUGUCAAACGUUUGUUCAGUGGAGGCGGCGAAGGCAUGUGCUGCGACUCCUCCAGCCCUGGCAGUUAGUUAAUAAACACAGGCCUGUCAACAGCUGCCGGUGAUGUAAUGUGGAACUUCUCCUCACUCUCCUUAUCCUCCCGCCCCACCCCGCCUCCCUGACUCCCACCACCACCACCACCCGUCUAUUUACAAGCCUCACUGGGUGUUGCUGCAGACUUCCAGCACUGCCAGCACAGAUAGUGUGUGUUUUUUAAAGAGUGUGUGUUUGUGAGUGGCUUCCCCCCACCAGUCCUCCACCCACCCACCACCACCACCACCACCAGCCCUGCAACACUUCCAGGGGAAUUUACGACAGCAUGUUUUCAGCUGCCAUCAAAGGAAAUUCCACAUCAUCAGGUUGUCUUCCCAACCAAAACACCCCCGAGAGUCUGGGAACUACAGAGCUGGAUACAGACCUGUUGAGUGGAGAGGAUCCGGCCGGCGCAGAGAGGGAAAACAUCCAGAGUGAUCAACAUGCUGCUGUUUCUCGAGCUGUCGGCGGCCUGCUGAUGAAACGCUGCCCACCACAUGAUGCUCACAUACCGAGGGCUUCCCAGGUGUGUGAAUCGCCGCCGGGCAGUGGCAGCAUGAGCAGACACCUGGAGAGGAGGGAGCGCUUAAAGAGAUUGUCUCUCGACAGCCGACUACCGGAAUACAUGGAUGCCAACAAAUGCAUCGACGAGCUCCUCAAACAGCUCGAGGAGGAGCGGCGUAAUGUCCGAAGGGAAAAGCUGGCCGUGGCUCGCCUGCAGAGGGAAGUCGCACGGAGCAAGAGCGAAGGAACAAUGCGAGAAAAGCUGAUCCACGAGCUAGAGGAAGAGCGACGUUUGCGACUGGAGAGCGAGAAGCGUCUCCGGGAAGUGACCGAGGAGUCCGAGCUGGGACGGGCGCAGAUGGUCUCACUGCAGCAGCAAUUCUCCAGGAUGGAAGAGACGGUGCGGUCGCUGCUGCAGAAUCAGAGCGUCCUGGAGCAGACUGCCGUGGACACGGUGGACAUCAUGAAGGCCUACAAGGAUAAACUCUCUGAGGAAGUGCAGAAGCAGCACGAUGGCCCCGAAGAGAACGGCUCCCCGCCGGCGACUCAGACGGAGCCAGACACCGGGCCGCCACCGAACGCCGAUCCUGAUGCCAGCCAAGCAGAAGAGGACAAAGACAAAACCAAGACCCUUCUGGAUCGCCUCAAGGCCUUGGAGGAGCGGAACUCUGCCUUGGCCUCGGAGAACGAGAGCCAGAGGGAGCAGUACGAGCGCUGUCUGGAUGAGGUUGCCAAUCAAGUUGUGCAGGCGCUUCUCACGCAGAAGGAUCUGAGGGAGGAAUGUCUGAAGCUGCGGACUCGAGUGUUCGACCUCGAGCAGCAGAAUCGGGCGCUGAGUGUUUUGUUCCAGCAGCGGAUCAAGCCCGCCUCGGACCUGCUUCUACAGAAACUCCACUCUCGGAUCAUAGAUUUAUCUGCGGCCGAUUUGCUCCUGGAGCCGGAGAGAAGCAAGGCCUUCUUGCUUUCCAGGAACACCGAGUCUCCAUCCAAUGAAGUUCAGUUGAACGGAAAGGCUGGUCUCCCUGUCGCCAAGUGUCUGAGCCAGCUGAGUCUGACGGUGCCAGCUCCUGUAUACCCACGCAGCAGCUGCAGCAGUAGUGAGUUGUCGCUGUCAAGUGCAUGCAGCGAAUUCUCCAGCGGCUCGUACACCUGGAACGAUGGACGCUCCUGUGGGAAAAUGUCAUCUCUGACCUGGGAGAAGAGGCUGAGUUUGGGUUCGUCAGCCCCGAGUAACAUCUGUGCCGCCCUGGAGGAGCAGCAGCCCACGAGGCGCAAGGAGAGCCACAUACUGGAGGGACUGAGGAAGCUUCAGAGAAGGAAACACAGGAGCCACUCUGCUUCUUCCAAGGUCUCCAAGUCAGGCUACAAAGACUGCAUGAACUCCAAUGAGGGCAUCUACUCCCUGGGUAUUAAGACUAACAGUAAAGGGGUGUCCAAACCUACCCAUGUGGGCAGAACUGUUGGGGGAAGGAGGUUUACCUAUGAUUCUGAUGAUGCUGAUGACGAAUUGGCACAAUCAGGUCAUGGAGAUAAUAUCCCCACCAAGGACAACUGGUUUUACUGUAGGAGGCUCUCCAAAAGCAUCUCGGACAGUUUGUGUAGCUGGGAUGGGAUACAGGAGAGUGGAGGUGGAGGUGGAGGUGGAGGUGAUGGUAGCUCAGGUCUCGUAGCUAUCAAACAGCCAUCUGAUUCGAAAGAGCGUCCUGAAGAACUGUUGAGUUUCAUCAACAGUUUUCUUCCCGAGGGAGGUCGGACAUCAGCUUUUAGUAAACCAUCCAAGCUGCACUUCAAGCCUCCUGACCCAGAGGUACCUAAUCACCUCUCUGACGUGGAUGAUCCAGAGGAGCUCAACUCUGAGUCCAGUGACAUCCGAAUGUCCAUGAGCCAGGCAGCAGAGCAAGCAGAGAGGGACUCUAAGAGACUGUCAAGAGAUGCUGCCAAGCUGCUCACACAACAGUGGCUGCGAAGGGACCAGGGACGGACUCAAUCUGCAGAUGGGAGGCCAAGGCCUUUCAGCCUGAUUAAAGAGCCAAAGGUGGCCAAGUCUACACAGUCUGAGGAGAGCAUUUUGACGAUAUUUGAUGCAGAAGGAGAGCCUAUUGAACUUUGUGCUCAGAAGGUCACAGCAGGUGCAGUGUCUCGACAUGAUAUUCAAGGUAGCAAGGUAGUUGCCAAUUAUGCAGAACUGGUGCCCCAAGACCGGCCCACGAGGCAAAAAUCAGCUAAUGCUAGAACCUACAGUGUUCUUGAAUCUCCAGAGAAGCUUUCUGACUGUCAGAUAAGGACUAGCAAUGGAAGCACCAGCAGGGAAGGCAGUGCUGAGAGGCUGUCAAUGCAGUUGACUCCACAGAGGAAACUAAUCAAACCACCAAGCAGCCGAUCUAGUAAAGGUCAUUCCAUCCCUCCCAUGAAUGAUCCUGCUGGUCCAAAGUCCAAUGGUUCAAAGAUACCUGGUCGUAACAAACCUUCAGCAUCCCCACUGAGGGUGUCUAAAGCCACCACCACUGAACCAAGUAAUAGUGGGAACUUGGGGCCCUCUGGUCAGGAGAAAUCCCCCUCCUCUCCUACAGUCAAAAUAUCCAAGUUCAUCAAGACACAGAGCCCAAAGGCAGUAAAUUCCAAGCUCCCCAGCAGGGCUGAAUUCACUAAGGGCUCCUCCUCUGGUUCCCCACACCUCGCAAGGAGGCACCUGGAGUAUGCUGACAAUGGCGAACAGCCAACUAGAGACAAACACUGUGAAACCAGCAAAAAUAAACUCAGGUCCCCAUCCCCUCCACCUCCCCCCGGCCGCACCACCUCUUUACUGAUCAGACCAAAUUAUGAAGGCUCUCCUCAAGCACAUAAAACAUGGGUGGCUCAACCAUCCACACCAACCACUGUGAGGGGCCCUCCCCCGAGUUACCACACCUCACUUUUACCAAAUAUGCAAUCUACGCUUCCCAUCAAGGACAAAGACUGUUUAGAUUUGGAUGCAGGCUACGGGACUGCACUUGCACCUCAGAAACUGGUUGAUAAAACCGGUCAGCACCUUCAAAAGUCCCCUGCCACGACUCAGACACCUACUAAAGGCACUCCCAAGAGGAUGACCACAAAAGACUACCUCCCUUCUGCAAACUCAGGGUGUGCUCCAGAAACUGAAAAUGCACCUAAAAGCUCAAAGAAUGUCCCUCCUCCCUACAGUGCCCUCAGAGGGUCCUCGCUUCAGAACUCAUUUGCAAGUAAAAGAGGAUCAGCACAAGAAAAUGUCCAUCACACAGUGCAGAAGGCCUCCAUUAGUUUACCUAUAUCAAUACAGGACAGCCCUCAAGGUAAAACUGAACCACAAAAUGGUAAAACUGUAGUCAGCCCACCAGGUGCGGUCGUCCUGUCCCCAAACUCAGCGGAAAAAACCUCAAAGACCCGCAUCCCAAUGGGUUUUAAAGCAUUUUUAAAAUCUCCCCCGAGCCAUAAAAAUAGUCCCUCUAUUCCAGGCAAGCAAGAGAAAGAUCAUAUCAACUCAGUCUCCAGGGAAACUGUGACAUCUAAUGCUUCUAUCCAAUGUGAGAGCUUGCAGCCAGUGUGCACUGAGCCACCCAAUAUGUCCGUUAAAGAGGGUAAAGGUGAGGUCCAGUGUCGGUUACUGGAAGAGGAAGUUCCAGCUGAGGUGGGGGAUGCUUGUGAGAAAGGAAAAAGGAGUAGUCAACUUUUCUCUCGAUCCAUAUCCGUUACGACCAAACCUCAUCUGAAGCCGGCUUUGGGGAUGAAUGGGGCCAAAGCACGCAGCCAGAGUUUCAGCACCAAUUACAUUGAGAAACCCAGCAUCAAUGUUGUAGAAGGACCGGGGAAAAUCCGAACUCAGAUCAUCACCAACUCUGGUGAAAGGGGGAACUCUUUGUCAAGACAGAGUUCCUUGGAGGUACCCAGUGUUGGGUUGGCUGAAAGUCCUGUCCAUUCCCCCAGGACUAGGCUUAGCCUCUAUGGUGGUAUGACUGGGUCAAAUAGUCACAACAUUCUCCCUGAGAGGACUUCUAAAUCUGGCUCCAAAAUCGAGGGGUCACAGGGCAUGACGAAGGUGGAGGCAGUCAUCUCGCCUUCUCAUAAAGAGGUGCGAAGCUUACCCAUCAGCGAUAGGACUGGUUUGAGCAACAUCCGUAAGCCAGCAAAAGUUGCAUCUCAUCCACAGUUUCAACCUCCGUCCUAUGUCUACAGUUCACAAAACCAAGUACGAGAGACAGGAGUUGUGCCCCCAAAUGAGCCAGACUUUAGCAGAGAGGUCAAAACCCUGACAGACUCCCCAAACAAAGCCCCAGAUAUGGAUGAGAAAAAGAUGAGCCCAACAGGCUGCACUAUUGAGGAGAAAGUCAUGAUGGGAAUCGAAGAGAAUCUACAGAAAUGUCAGGAGCAGGAGAAGGUUGCAUCCAUCGAGACCAAACAGAAAACAGGCCCCUCUCUGGCAAACUGGUUCGGCCUCCGUAAGAGCAAACUCCCAGCCCUGAGUGGUAAGAAAGUGGAGUCUCCCAAGGGAAAAGAGGAGAAGAAAGAACUGAAGAUCGGAUCGGUGCUCGGAGGCAAACAGAUCAAGGCCGACAAGAAGAAGGACAAGAAGAAAAUUGAUAACCAGCAGAAAGACAGUCCGGAGGUGCAGAAUCUGUCUGAGGUGAACAACAAGCUGAGCUCCAUCAUGGACCACUGCAACAAUCAGAUGGGUCAGAUUGCCAGUCAGAUCCAGUGUACAACAGCCUUUAUCGGCAAAGACCAGUUCGUGAAAGAGCUUCUCGGCAGGAACGCUGUGAAGGGCAACUGUGUUGCUGCAUCGUCGCCUGGGAUCUCCACACCCAAGAAACACGGCGAAAUGAAGGGAGAUAUGGAGAUCUGCUCCGAUACUGCUACCAUUCUACUGACUCAGAAGAUCAACAUGAGGGCUGAAAAAGAGGAGGGACGCAUCCAAGACACAGUUUGUCAAGAUCACAUGAUAGGCUCUGGUUGUCAGAUGAGAACCCUGGACAGCGGGAUCGGCACCUUCCCUCUCCCCGAUUCCGUCACCCGGGCCAGCGGUCGCCACAUCCCUAAAUCUGAAUCCAGCCCCGAUGGGGUGACCGCCGGCUCGUCCGAGCUUGAUCGGGAGCCUCCCUGUUCCCACCCAGACCCCUCACAACCUGAUGUGAAAGUGCCUUCCCUCCCAAAAACCCGCCUGCAUGCCCCUAUAGGCAUGGGUCACUCCCUGUCCGACCCAAGUGUGACCGGCAGCAACAACGCACAAGACAUUCAGAGCCGGCUGCCCAAAUUCGCAACUUCAGAUGCAAUCAGGACGAAAAGGUUGAGUCUCGGCGCUCCUCGCAGCCACACCUCCAACACCUCCAAGGACAGCGAGAAAAAAACAGAGAUGCCCGGUGAAAGAGCUCUGCAAGUGUGCACGUACUCGGGCAGCAGCAGCGACACGGAGACUGAACUCGAGGAAACCGGAAGCACUUUGGGCUCGCCGCAAAGGACCCUGAUCCACCGAGCCAAGAAGCGCGACUCAGUGGACCGGAACGAGGAGACCCUGAAGAGGAGCAGCGUGGAGAAAUCCUUGUCAAUCAUGGACUACUACCAACACGAUGUGUUUACACAUCUGGAGAAGGACAGCAGGAGGAUCUCCCAGUACAACUUGUUGCACAAAGAGUCAUCCCUCGACAGCACGGCAGGAGAAAGACUAAGUAAGGAGAUUCCCAUGGAGAAGACGCCCGUCAGCGCAAACCAGCCGGGCUCUCUCGACUUCUCCUUGGAGUCCCUGAACAAGCUGAAUCACAGCAGCUCCAGCAGCGGCAGCUUGUACCCGGACAGCCGCAGAGGCGACUGCCACGCAGACGCAGGGAAGAGCGGCGAGGACUGCUGCAAGGUGGACGAGCCCUCCUCCUCCAGCUUCUCGAGCAAGCCCGGGGCGGAUCCCGUGGGCUCGCUCAGUGACUCGCUGUACGACAGCUUCUCCUCCUGCACCAGCCAGGGCUCAAAUGAUGUAUAGGGGCAAUGAGUUAGAAGGCGGGGCUGUAGUCCCGUGGAUGUCUCAAGUCUGACUCUGACAACAGGUCAAGUUCUUGACCCUUACCAAGUUUUUCUUUCCCUUUUCAGUACUCCUUUUCUCUUGUUUGGAUGUUGAGGGGUACUGCAGGGCGUUGGAGUGGAUUUCCGGGUUGAUUUUCCAUCUCUGUUGAACCUCAAAGUUGCACAAAGGAAUUCUGGUUGAUUGUUGAGUCUCUGAGGUCGUCACAUAGGAACGCUUCCAACUGAUGGCUAAUCAGAUAUCAAAGUAUUGGAUUAAUUAUUUGUCAAAUACUGAUGCUUUGGGUUGGUGGUUCAUCAAGUAAUGAGGCUUUGAGUUGGUUGGUGGUUUGACAAAUGCCUUAGCUUUGGGUUGGCGACACUUUAGGUGGGUUGUUUGUCAAGCACUGAUGCUUCUUGUUCUGCUGACUGUUAAUUAAAUAGCAAGGUUCUGGGUCAGUAGUCAAAUACCAACAAAUAACACUUUCUGUUGGUGAUCCGGACCUGGACGCCAACCCACAGUACUGGGAGCCUAAUUGACUACCAGGGAAUGAGACUCAACAACAAUCCCAAAUUGAUUUUUGCACCUAUUAGAACCCUGUGAGCAUUAGUUUUUGCUUUGGUCUGGUCUUGAUUCGAGCCUGGACUAACGUGGUCUUGAGUACAGCCCUGCCCCUCGCUACUUUCAACACGAAGCACUUAGUGGAGCCGGAGACACGAGGAUGAAAAACCUCAACCCUGAACACCAAACCAGGACUUUUUAAUACUUUGGAUGCGGUGGACUGGACAGCAAUACUCAACGUUGUCGAAUUGCAAUUCUUAGUUAUCUUUUUCCCCCCUAUGCUGGGGAACGUCUUAUCAUUGCACUGUAAGAAAUACUGUACAAAGUUUGUAAGGAGUGUAAAGUGAACGAUUAUUCAAGCAGUGAUAAGCGGGGCGUCUUCUGGGAGGGCAACGUUGGUGUGUAGCUGCAACGAAACUGUUGCUUUGAUUGCAUUCCUGUUUGCUAGGAAACUAGAUUUAAAAACUAAGGUGUCAUUUUUUUUUUAAUGUCUGCUGCUAUGUAUGUUGCCCGUUGAAGUUGCUCAUGUAACACACCUGGUUCAUCUUUGUCUACCUUUUUGUUUUUGAAGCGAUAUUUUUCGCAAGGACGUCACAAAUCGCGACAGGAUUUGCGUUUCUUUGUUCACUUUUACUCAUCGUUCAAGGUUAAAACUGCUGCCAAUCUCGUCUUUGUCUCGUUAUUUUGAGCAGUUAUGCAAACGAAACACAAAAUUUGCAAAAGAAACGUCUUGAAAAUGAUCCAACGAUUCGCUAACAAAACUCUCUAAUAAUGAUGAUUUUCCUUUCAGUGUCAUUGUUGGUAGCUCAGGGAACAUACUGGACUAAUGUAGAUUGUAAGAUUUUCAGAUGCAGCCAUCAGGAAAAAAAAAAAAAAAACACUCAAAUAAUAUUCUGUUGUUUUUGAGUUCCUGAUGCAAAAAAAAAAAAAACUCCUCCAGAAUCCAAACAGUCUCAGUUUGUCGUCUCAUGUAGCGUAGCGUACCUGAACUCUCCAAAACCUCAAGUUGUUCCUUUUCAUAGUUGUACAUUACGUUGUAUAUAGAAACCUCUAUAAGUUAAUAUCAGAACAGGGCAUUGCUGAUUGAUAUAUGCAAAUGAGAAAAAAAAAGAAAAAAAGAUUGUUUGUCAAUCAUUCAACCAAGGUUAUUAAGUCUACUGUUUGAACAUGGCAUGUAUCUUUUUUUUUUGGUUCCUUUAUGGGUUCUUCUUUAGAAAAAAUAGAAAAAUAAAUUAAAAAAAAUCUUUAUUUUGAUCGAUAAGAGCUAAUACUAAAAUAUUUUAUCACUUUAUUUUCGAGACAUAUUUGAACUUUUUAGGUGAAGUUAAUGCCAAAAUCUCUAUCUGGAGUCCGACCAGCUGGUGCUAAUCAACAGAGCCGACUGUGUGUUUUCAGUUUGUUUUUUUUUUCUAUGAAACUUGUUAAUAUUGUAUGAAGAGAGUCUGAAGAGGACUUGUGUAUUUUUCUAGAUGUCCAGUAUUUAUACCCACAUUUUGUACUGUCAGACUGUAGUGUGACUGUCAUGCUUCACCUCUCUCCUUAAAUGUUCCUGGUUCCUUUGUAAAGAGAAAAAUGGUUACCAGCAGUGUUACUUUGGUAAUUAUUAUUAUUAUUAUUAAUGUUAUUGUUAUUAUUAUUAUUAUUAUUACUGUGUGCAAUUUUGUCUGUUACACCAGACUUUAAUGCUAUAUUUUAUGUAACUAUUUCCUAAAUAAAUAUGAGAAACUAUUUCCUAUUUCAAACUGA
Molecule: messenger RNA, 9734 nt
Organism: Acanthopagrus latus (yellowfin seabream)
Lineage: Eukaryota; Metazoa; Chordata; Actinopteri; Spariformes; Sparidae
Product: nck-associated protein 5-like
Exons: 21
Coding region: 1212-7409 (2065 amino acids)
Biological process (GO): microtubule bundle formation; microtubule depolymerization
Cellular component (GO): microtubule plus-end
Source: RefSeq, a predicted model, not a curated record